AUGGGGAUGGCCAGCUGGCAUAGCAGGUGCCCCCCACCCCCACCCCCGAGGGCGCGCCCGGACACCUGGGGCCGCCCCACCCCCAUCCCGCACCCCGCGGUGUCGCCUUCCCGGGGCGGCUCGGAUUCCCGGAUCCCCUUACCCCAGCGGCUCGGCUGUCGUGCCCCGGGCCGGGGGAGGGGAGGCUGCAGGAAGCGGCGGAUCCGGCGGCGGCUGUGUGGCCCGGGCGGCCGAGCUCCUCCGGCCAUGGAGAGCGCAGCGGCCCCUGAGCCCCCCGCCGCGCCCCGCGCCCGCCCGCGCCUCGUCUUCCGCACGCAGCUGGCGCACGGCAGCCCCACGGGCAAGAUCGAGGGCUUCACCAACGUCCGCGAGCUCUACGCCAAGAUCGCCGAGGCCUUCGGGAUCGCGCCCACUGAGAUCCUGUUCUGCACCCUAAACAGCCACAAAGUGGACAUGCAGAGGCUCCUGGGCGGCCAGAUAGGGCUGGAGGAUUUCAUCUUCGCCCACGUGCGCGGCGAGACCAAGGAGGUGGAGGUCACCAAGACGGAAGACGCGCUGGGGCUUACCAUCACGGACAACGGCGCAGGCUACGCCUUCAUUAAGAGGAUCAAGGAAGGCAGCAUCAUCAACCGGGUCCAGACCGUGUGCGUAGGGGACAGCAUCGAGGCCAUCAACGACCACUCCAUCGUGGGCUGCCGGCACUACGAGGUGGCCAGGAUGCUCCGGGAGCUGCCCAAGGCACAGCCCUUCACUCUGCGCCUGGUGCAGCCCAAGAGGGCCUUCGAUAUGAUUGGCCAGCGGAGCAGGAGCAGCAAAUGCCCCGUGGAUGCGAAAGUGACCAGCGGGAGAGAGACCCUGCGACUUCGGUCCGGGGGGGCCGCCACCCUGGAGGAGGCGCCCACUGAAUUUGAGGAGGAGGCGUCGCGGAGGGUUGACGAUUUGCUGGAGAGCUACAUGGGCAUCCGGGACCCUGAGCUGGCGUCCACCAUGGUGGACACAGCCAAGAAGACGCUGAGCGUCCAGGAGUUUGCGCACCGUUUAGACUCCGUCUUGGGCGAGUUCGCCUUCCCGGACGAGUUUGUGGUGGAGGUGUGGGCGGCCAUCGGCGAGGCCCGGGAGGCCUGCGGCUAGUCUGCAGCCCCAGCCCGGAGCCCAGCCCCCCGCCCCAGCCCUCCCGGCCGGUCCCCGAAGCCCAGCCCUGCUCCAGCGCC
Suricata suricatta (meerkat) is the source of this 1211-nucleotide messenger RNA. It is a transcript of the gene GIPC3, whose product is annotated as GIPC PDZ domain containing family member 3. Gene Ontology annotation, molecular function: protein binding. The transcript has 8 exons. Bases 1 to 1131 code for a protein of 376 amino acids. NCBI's taxonomy places the organism in Eukaryota, Metazoa, Chordata, Mammalia, Carnivora, Herpestidae. The record is from RefSeq and is a predicted model, not a curated record.